Molecule: messenger RNA, 895 nt
Organism: Nilaparvata lugens (brown planthopper)
Lineage: Eukaryota; Metazoa; Arthropoda; Insecta; Hemiptera; Delphacidae
Exons: 7
Coding region: 173-673 (166 amino acids)
Molecular function (GO): calcium ion binding
Source: RefSeq, a predicted model, not a curated record
CAGUGUGUGGCAGUUUGCUAUUGGCUGGUAGACCUUCUAGCUGAUCAAAGUGAUAAUAUUGUUUUCUCAAAAACACGUACAGUAUUGUGUCAAGAUUUCUAGGGUGAAUAUUGCUGAAUUACUUCAUCUGAAUUAUUCAUUUGGAGAUACGAGUGACUUGUAUCAAUCAAAAAUGACGAAAUCGAUUAUCUAUACUAUAUUGAUGAUUAUCAUGAUGAUGUUUAUUUCAUCGGUGAUACUGGACAUUUCACAAGCAAGGAGAGACGAAUAUUUAGAAUCCUUCAAAGUAUUUGAUUACGACAAAGAUGGAUUCAUAACAAAAGGAGAUACUGAAAAUUAUUUGGAACACAGUGAAUUUGAAGACGUUUUGUCUGAGCAUCAAAAAAAAACGUUCAAGAAAAGUAUUAUGGCAGAAAUUGAUAAAAAUGGAGGAAGAAUUAGUCAAGAAGCAUAUAUUUUAUUCAUGGACAAAAUGGACCAAGAGAAUCCUUCUGCGAAUGUACAGUCAGUGAGAAAUAUGUUUCCUGGCAAGAGAAGCGUUACCAAGGAUGAAUUAUGUUCGAAAAUUCCAGGCCUGAUCAAAGAGCAUCUCAAUGACAGUUACACUAUUGAAGAAAUAGUUGAAUUGGUUUACUUCAAGGGAAAUUGCUGUUGGAAAAGAAGUUCCUGUUGAGAAAGGAGUUGACGUUGAGAAAGAAGUUCACGUUGAGAGACCUGAAGUAGUUCAAUAAUAACCCUAUCAACCAGAGAUUCAUAAUAUACGUUUUAUUGUUAUUGAAUAUACUAUGAAUCAUCAUUAAUUUGUCAGAUUGUGUGUUACAUAAUUGAACUACUCAAAUUCGUUGGGUAAUUGAACCGUAAAAAUUUAAAUAAAACUUGAUUUUCUUCGUGUGAA